This is a messenger RNA of Anguilla rostrata (American eel), 6171 nucleotides long. RefSeq names its product myopalladin (gene mypn). The transcript has 20 exons. The coding region runs from base 355 to 5664 and encodes 1769 amino acids. NCBI's taxonomy places the organism in Eukaryota, Metazoa, Chordata, Actinopteri, Anguilliformes, Anguillidae. The record is from RefSeq and is a predicted model, not a curated record.
CUGGUGUGUGACUCCUUGAGGGAUUUCUGUAGAGCGGGGGUGCUGCACAGGGGUAGGAAUCCCUUUACAGAAGCCCCCUGCCGUCCAAUCAGGUGGUGUGUCCCAGGCACAUGGUCAGGGCUACCCCAAAAUAACCUGCACCCGGCAUGCUGACAAAUGCUGCUUGUAUUGGUGAUAGGUUUCCCAAGCUACUUGCAGCCAUAUUUCCCUUUAACUCAAAGGUUACCUCUCUGCCAGAAUAAAAGGCUUAAGCUUCUUCCAUUUUCCUUCAAGCCCAGGAAGACUGGUCUCUAACCUUUGUUGCACUUUGAGGACUACCAGUUCUGGACGUGUACUACUUGGUGUAUCAGAAGGAUGCAAGAGAACAGCUUGGAACCGAAUACGUCACUAGCUCAAAUUUUGAGAGAGAGCUACAUGGUUGACUCAAGAGCUGAGCGAAGGCAUGGUGAAACGGGGUCUGUGGACGCGUCUCCUCAGCAUCUGCUUUAUGGAACUCACCGUGGAAAAUCAGAAGGCUCUGUUGGACAGGAGGACCUUCCGGACCUCUCGGCCUUCUUAAGCAGUGAAGAGCUGCACAAAAGCGUCAACCUAGCACGGCAAGCCAUUGGUCAAGGCCCACAGGAAGAGAGGCUGGGGGAUGGCCCCCAUGCCCGAAACCCAUCACCUGAGAAAAGGAGGUACCCACAGUCUCAUCCACUGUCACCAGACAGGCAAACACAGCCAUCCGCUACCAAAGAAAACAGAAUCAAGAAUAACAGGAACCCAACAGAAUCUCAUUCAGAUUUUCAAAGGCCAGUAAGAAACACCCCGUAUGGACCUGAGACUCAGUCUAAAAAGGAAUUCCUUAACAAGGCCGCCGACUUCAUAGAAGAACUGUCUUCACUCUUUAAGGCCAACAGUUCUAAAAGGGUACGUCCCCGUGCCUGCAAAGCUCACAGAAGCAGAUCUAAUGUAAAGACUCAGUCAGACAGCGCUGUUUUUGCUUUCAAUUCAGAAGACAGAGAGAGACCAAUCUCCCUCUCACCUGACCAACUGAUAAUGGAAACAGGUGACAGAGAAGGUACCACCCCACCCAUUGGUAAUCAGCUGGACAUACAAGAGAGUUGCUUGGAGGAGGAAGAGUGUGGACAAGAGGAGGAAGAGUGUGGACGGGAGGAGGCUGAAGAGACUGAGCUCUGUGAUGGUGGAGAGGUGGAAGAAUGUGAAGCUGAAGGCCUGGAUUUAACCGCGGUCGAGCAGUCUGCAGAGCCUGUUCCAGAUCCUCCUAGGUUCAUUCAAAAGCUUAAGAGUAGAGAGGUACCAGAGGGUAGCAAGGUUCAGUUGGACUGCAUUGUAAGAGGAUUUCCUGUCCCUGAAGUUAGGUGGUUUUGUGAGGGGAAGGAGCUGGAGAACAGUCCUGAUAUUCAGAUUCUCAGCGUUGGAGAGCUGCACUCUCUCAUCAUUGCAGAGGCUUUUGAAGAAGACACCGGCCGCUACUCCUGUUUUGCCUCCAACUUCUAUGGCACGGACUCUACCUCUGCAGAAAUCUACAUUGAAGGUGCUUCUUCUUCUGAUUCAGAUGGAGAGCAGCAUUUUGUUGGUGUAACACAGGUGCCAAGGAAGACUUCUGCGUCUUUUCCCGUUUCACCACCAUCAACCAUUGUGGAAAAUUCCCUUUCCCCCCAGCCACCUGUCUGUCUGCCAGUUACACAGUAUCCUGAACAGGAAGCGCCUACUCUGCUACCUCUACAGGUGGCCACAACCCUAUCUGCACAAGUGUCCACUCCGCUACCUGCUCAGGAGUUGUCCACUCCUCUAUCUGCAGAAGUGGUAUCUAGUUCUCCACCAGCACAGGUAUCUCCACUGUUACCUGCACCUGUGUCCACUGCAGAGGAAGUGCCCACUCCAAUACAGGUGUCUACUUCCCUCCCUGCACAGAUAACCACUGUGCUACCUGCAGAGGAGGUGUCCCCUCCAUUAUCUAUACAGGUGUCCACUCUUCUACCUGUACAGGAGGUUUCCACCCCGUUGCCUGUGCAAGUGUCCACUCCACUAACUGCACAGGUGACUACACAAAUACCUGUACAGGUGUCCUCAUCAAUAACUGCACCGGUGACAACGCCAAUACCUGUACAGGUGUCCCCAUCACUAACUGCACAGGUGACAACGCCAAUACCUGUACAGGUGUCCCCAUCACUAACUGCACAGGUGACAACGUCAACACCUGUACAGGUGUCUCCAUCACUAACUGCACAGGUGACUACGCAAAUACCUGUACAGGUUUCCCCACCAAUAACUGCACAGGUGACAACGCCAAUACCUGUACAGGUGUCCACUCCAGUAACUGCACAGGUGACCACACCAGUGACUGUACAGGUCUCCCCAUCACUGACUGCACAGGUGACCAGGCAAAUACCUGUACAGGUGUCCCCACCACUAACUGCACAAGUGACAAAGCCAAUACCUGUACAGGUCUCCACUCCAGUAACUGUACAGGUGACUACACCAACACCUGUAAAGGUAUCUACUCCACUACCAUCAGAAGAGGUGUCCACUCCACCGCCCAUACAGUUGGUUACCUCACAGAGACCAUUUCUGGAGAGUGAAAACUGCGGUAGCUAUCCACAUGGUUUAGAUGGAAGACCAAUAAUGGCUGCCCCUGUUUUUACGAAGAGUCUUCAGGACGUGUCGGCCUUGGAGGGCCAGCUGGUAGUGCUGGAGUGCCGGGUAAAGGGGGUUCCCUCUCCGCGAGUGGACUGGUACAGAGAAGGGACUGUGAUAGAUGACUCCCCUGACUUCCGAAUCCUGCAAAAGAAGCCCCGCUCCAUGGCAGAAUCAGAGGAAAUAUGCACUUUGGUAAUUGCUGAAGUCUUCCCAGAAGACUCCGGAACAUUCACCUGCACAGCAGUCAACAAAUAUGGGACUGUGUCCAGCAUUGCACAGCUGAAAGUUAAAGCCAAAGCGAGUCGCGCUAUUGACACCAAAGCAGCGAGUAAGGGAACUGCGGAGUUUGCCAAGCACAAAGCACCAGAGCCCGUCUCUGCAGUCCUCACUAGGCCCUGUCUGAAGCCUCCGGAGGAAGCAAUGUCUGAAUCCCACACGUUCUCUGCGCAUCCGCUCAGCUCCAUAUUAAAGCCCCGGGUGGACCCAGCGCCGGCCGUCUCCAACACCCUCCCCCCUGAUCCCCUCUGCUUCAAGCUGCAAGGGUCAGAGGUCAGUGACGCUGAGCCCUGCACCCGCAGAAUGCUCCCCCGCGACCCUCCCCCCUCCAUUCUCAAGCCCAAACAGGAUGGCUUCGUGGCGGCUUCAGACCCCCCUGUCCCGCCGGGGACCCUGCCGAACUACGCCGAGUCCUGGCCCGGCCCCCCCGCCCCGGAGCCGCCCGCGUCCUGUCUUAAGCCUAAACUGGAAGGGGUCCUGGUGAACCACAAUGAGCCGCGGUCGAGCUCGCGGGUGGGCCUCCGCGUGCACUUCAAACUGCCAGAGGACGAGGCGUCUGAGGACAGCGAAUCCCACGACGCUCUGCACAAAGAACCCCCCCCUGUUCUGGCCAAGCCCAAACUGGACCCUGUGCAACUCCAGCUUCUCCACAACCAAGUACUACUUGAGCAACAGCAAGAAAGUGCCCCUCAAAGCCAGCAGGAGCCAUCCCCCUGGCCCCCCUCAGCUUACCCUGAACCCCAGCCUACCCCCAAUAAUCUCCUCAAUUCCACUGCCACAGCCCUGUCACAGACGGUGCAUACGACCAGCACGAACAUCUCCCAAAGCUACAGUUCCAACAGCAGCAGCAACAACAUGGUGCAGAAUUUCAGCUACACCAGGCCCAGGGAGUUUGUAGCUGCGCAGGGCCUCUCCCCCGUCAGCAGUCUCUCUGAGUCACUCUCGCCCACAGAAUCCCCAGUCCCCUUUCUUAAUGCCAUGGCAGCGCAGUUACCCCAGAGACCUGUCAGUUCCCCCCCAUUUUCACCUACAGCCAAUCAGGUUACACCCCAUGCCCCCAAGCUCUUGCCAACAAGAGUCCUGAGGUCUCCCACUAGCCCCCCCGUGCUGGUUUCGUCACCCCCUCCGAUGCCCCACCACCUCUUCGGCUCAGGUUUCUCUCUACGGGCACAGUCCCCCCCACAAGCAUCUUCUCCGACCCCCAGUGGAUCCACGCCCAGCCCCAUCCAGAACCCAGUGGCCUUCCUUAGCUCGGUGCUUCCCUCCCUGCCUACAUCUCCUCCACCUCAAACCAAUGCCAUGGGACUGCCCAGGGGCGCCCCUGUCACACCAUCCCAAGGAGCAGUGAAGAGGUUCUCAAGAACCCAUCGAUCUCUCUCAGAUGAGGAGAUCCGGGACAGCAAAGACAACAUUGUACAAGACCUGGAGAGGAAACUACAUUUCAGAGACAAUUCUGCCCAAAAUGGGCAACAGGAGUAUCGGGUGUCUAACUUCGAGCAGAGGCUGAUGAGUGAGAUUGAGUUUCGCCUGGAGCGAACACCAGUGGAGGAGUCUGACGAUGAAGUUCAGCACGAUGAGAUCCCCACUGGGAAGUGCAUUGCACCCAUCUUUGACAAGAAACUCAAGAACUACCGAGCCAUGGAGGGAGUGCCUGUGACAUUCAGCUGUAAAGUAGUUGGAAUUCCUGUUCCAAAGGUUUACUGGUUUAAGGAUGGAAAGCAGAUAUUGAAGAAAAAUACACAUUAUAAGAAGAUGAGAGAGGGGGAUGGAACCUGUGCUCUUCACAUCGAGGCCACCACAAAUGACGAUGAUGGGAACUACACUGUGAUGGCCGCCAACCCUCAGGGAAGAAUCAGCUGCUCUGGUCAUUUGAUUGUCCAGACUGGACCCAUACGGAGUCGGCUGACCCCGAUGAUCCAUUCUCAAAGAAUACGGUCCCGGGCGCAGGAAGCGGAGGAAGGGGAGCCUAUUCAGGAGCGCUUCUUUCGACCUCACUUCCUGCAGGCCCCAGGGGACAUGUUGGCUCAUGAAGGAAGAGUGUGCAGGUUGGACUGCAAGGUAAGUGGGCUACCAAGCCCAGACUUGAUGUGGCUUGUCAACGGGAAACCGAUUCUUCCGGAUUUUUGCCACAGAAUGCUGGUGAGGGAAAAUGGAGUUCACUCCCUGCUCAUCGACCCACUGAAGCAAAGUGAUGCAGGAACCUACACAUGUAUCGCAACAAACAAAGCAGGGCAGAGCUCUUUCUGUCUGGAGUUAAGCGUUGUGGCGAGAGAGGUGAAGAGACCCCCGGUGUUUGUGGAAAAGCUCCAGAACACGGGCAUUGCCGAGGGGUCACCGGUGAGGCUGGAGUGCAGGGUGGUGGGCAUGCCCCCUCCUGUCAUCUACUGGAAGAAGGACAAUGAGAGUAUUCCUCUCAUGAAGGAGAGAUUAAGCAUGCACCAGGAUGCAACAGGAUAUGUUUGCCUGCUGAUUCAGCCGACUAAGAAAGAGGAUGCUGCGUGGUACACAGUAUCAGCUAAAAAUGAAGCAGGAAUUGUGUCAUGCACAGCUAGGCUGGACAUAUAUGCUCAAUGGCACCAGCAGAUCCCCCUGCCCAUGAAGACCUCGCGGUCAGCGGGGAGUCGCUAUGCCGCCCUGGCCAGCCAGGGCCUGGACGUCCACUCAGCCUUCCCAACCAUGGAAAACAACCCCAUCCUGUUCACUAGCACUCCUGCAGAAGCUGCAAUGGAGAGCGAGGAACUGUAGGGGGCAGUGUUACAUACCCGGCCCAUCACCUGCGGCUCUCACCCUAUAAAUACCACUUUUGUUUUGAAUGUAAGCUUUCACCAGAAUUGCACCUUUGCUAAAGUCCAUUAGAGUCCAUGUCUUUCAGGUUUAAAGCGGUCAUGCACAGGAUAGGAAACAUCGUGAGAGGUCUUUGUUGACUCACUGUAAUUUGUUAUUCCUGGCAAUUACUUUUAAAAAGGCUUUUGUGUUGUAUAUUUUUCAGGUUUUUUCUACUACCUGUCAAAUGUGAUGGUGGCAUUGGGGCUGAAAAAGCUAACACUCAUGUUAGCAUACCUUACAAUUGUUCCUUUGUUUUAGAUAUUUUGUGUUUGAUUUUUUUCUUGUUUUCUAUUGCCAAAUUGUCAGUAUAAAAAGAUUGGAUCUUAAUAUAAUUUAAGAAUAUCCUUUAUUGCAGAUUUUGUGGUACUUUAACUGAGAUAAACUGAGCUGGUAUGCAUAGAAUGUUAUUAAAGAUGCAAUGAAAAA